CCUUUGUUUCUCCCACGCCACCUACCACACAGGCGGUCCAGUACUAUCACCAGUCUGAGCAUCCACCUUAUAGGGAUUGAAUUACUCCCUUAACACUACAAGUUUCUUAUAAUGUUUAUUUUUAAUGCCCUGCUGCCUUUGUUGAGACUUUAGAAAGGACGAAUUCGCCUAUGUGUGGUAACAUAUGGAGGCAUCAAGGCCAGGUGUUGUCUGUACGCUGAUGGCAAUACUCACAUGUUUAUUAUUUAUGUGACCCAAAACAGGUGGUUGAUCGGACAUUAAAUAUACUGGAGUAUAUUCUGCUGUUACGUGAAAUAAUUAAGGAUGGCAAAUGAAAAAGAACAGAAAAGUAUUCACUUCAACACAGAUUUCCUUUCAUCAAGAGUACAAGCGAAGCCAAAGGUUCAUGUCAAUCCAGCUUUCUUUCAAAAAUCCCAAGCUGCUGAAUUAGGAGAGCAGUUUUUAAAGACUAUCAGUACACAAUUGGCACACAUUAACAGUAGUCAUCAUGUUCAAAAACAAGUAGAAAGUUUUUUGCAUGUAAAUGGUGUUGGAACAUUAGGUCAGUGCAUUUUGGGACCGGAAAAUAAUACCUGCACUAGUUCUCAAAGACCUAAAGUAAAGGAAAAUGAUAUGCAUUCACCUCUUCUGAAAGAACCUCCAAGUCAUGAACAUGCAUUAGGUACUACAAAGUCAUAUGUUCCUACAGUGAAUAGUUCUAACUAUCAAAAAUAUCAUAAUAUAAAUAUUCAUUCCCAAACUGGAGGAAUGAGAACAACCCAGUAUUCAACAUCAACACAAACAAAGAAAGGAAGGAAGUCUUGUGUUUAUUCCUGGAAGGCAGGAGGUACUAAAUUUACAACUGACUUGCAUAAUGUGAGUCAGCCUAUAAAUCAGAAAAUACAGACUGCAGUCUUUUCUGAUAACUCUUCUUCCCAUAAGUUUUACAACCAAAAUUUUCCAAAUAGAAAGGCAUUGGACAAACCUCCCAUUGAGCCAUUAUCUAAAGUGUCCCGUACAGAAGAAAAGAUGAAAAUCAACAGUGAUAACAAUAAGUUACCUGUAUUGAAACAUAAGAAAAAUAAUCUUUAUCAUGACAAUAAGAAAUAUGCUUUUCCAAAGACUGAAGAAACAGUAAGAAUCAAUGAUUUCUGUGUGACGGGAACAUCUGAUAUAAGCAAAAUGAAAAAUAGUGAGUUUAAUGCUGUCAAAAGUUCAGAAGCUGUUCUCAGUAAAAGCAAAGUCCAUUCGGAGGGAGAGGGGAGAAAUAAUAUGGGUAAGUUUGUAGAGACCUCAAAAACUGUGACCCAAAAUUCCAGAAAUUCAAAUAUACUCAUAAACCCAAAACUUUUAAGAUAUUUGUCUAGUAAUGGUUCCCAAGAUAAAAUAUCCAAAGUAUCGGCUAAACCGCAGUACAAUCUGUCACAUUCCAGCAUAAUAGCAAAUGCAGAUGGAAUUGCAUCUUUAUCUACUUUGAAAAAUAAUAAUACAAUGGUAAUUUCAGAGGCUUCUAAAAGAAAUGGUAAGUUUAAAGUCCUAUCAAAAACAAAGCUUGUAAGGAGACGGUCUACUAGCUCUUCAAGCCAAACUGCAGUAUGUGGUGUCCACCCUAGAUACAAUGUUACAAAGACCACUCCGGAAGCUUUUAAGAAGAAUGGUAAAUAUAAAGUUGUCUCGAAAACAAAGCUUGUAAGACGACUAUCUGGUAGCUCAUCUAGCCAAACUUCUUCGCUCUCUAUUCAGCCCAAAAUUAGAGACUUGAAAGGAAAUUCAGAGGCUCUUAAGAGAAAUAUUGGGUAUAGAGUUAUCUCUAAAACGAAGCUUGUACGUCAAAGCUCAGACAGCUCAUCCAGACAUGCAAUAGAAGUAGCUGCAAAGACAAAAUCAUCUGAAACCAGUUCUUUAAUAUUGCCAUAUUACACUCCAAAGGUUAAAAGUGUUCCUAGACCUCUCAAGUUUCCAACAAGAACUCGAAGAUUUUCAACAGGUACUCGGGCAAAUGUCAAGAGAAGAUACUCUGUCAUGUCACCUACUAAGCUUAUUAGAAGCUUUUCUAACACCAGCAGUUCAAAUGGAGAUGGAAUAUCUGGGAAGCCAAGGUAUUUCAUAAAGACUGAUACUAAACUUGUUAGAAGAUGUUCUCAAAGUAGUACCAGUAAUUCAAAAUCCCUCACAAAUGAUGAAGAAACGAAGACUAAUGUCAUUAAAUCAGUUUUUGAAAAAAAUAAGAAAUUUUCCAUACUAUCCAAAACCAAGUUAGUCAGAAGAAAGUCAGAAUCGGGUAUGAACAAAACUUCUAAGCUUCUAAAAAAUACAAUUGUAUCUGGCCCAGGUAUUCGAGGUGUGCAAACAAUUAUAAAACGACAUAAACUGGUGCGAAAUGCACGUGCCAAAUCAGGGUGUUGGUCACCAAAGAUAUUAAGUGCAUCGGGUGGAAGGAAUAUAAAUACAGUGUACAAGAUUGUCAACAAUUGUGUCAAACUGUCCUCCAGGCAAAAGGCUGCCAGAGGCAUCAUUUCUAAGUAUAAGAUAAAUCGCCUGAAGUUAGAGUCCUCAGAAAUUUUAAGGAAGAAUGAUUUAAGGAAUUGUAGUCACCUGUCAAAGCCAGAGAAGAAAUACAAGUUUUCACAUACAACAAGAAAGGGAGCUGUAAUUAAACAUUCAGAUAGAAUCAUCAAUAUUGGAGGGAUUCUUUACAAAUCAACAAAAACAUCACUAAGAAAACAGUUAUCAAAGACAACACAGGAGAGUGCUGCAAAUGCUUCAGAAAAUGAAUGCAUUGUGUGGCUUCGUGGUGACCAGUUCCAACUAAGUGCUGGAGGACGAACCUUGAAACGUGUUAAAGAUGGGUCAGCCUCUUCAUUCUCUAAACACAGUCUUCCGAGGGUUCACAUCGGAGGUCUCACAUAUUCACGCACCAAGGCUGGACAGUAUGAACUGACACAGACCCACCAAGCCAGGGCAGUCGUGAGCUCGGCAAAGCAGCGCAGCAUGAUGACACUCUCACAGAGGAAGAAGAAAGGCAUCCUGCAGAAGCGUAAUGAGCACUGCAUCUUCUUUAACCGAUUUGGACGAUGCACAAAAAAAGACAAAGGACAGUGCCCAUAUAUUCAUGAUCCACAGAGAGUUGCUAUUUGUACAAGGUUCUUGAGAGGUCGUUGUCCUGUGAACAACUGCCCAUUCUCCCACACAGUGGACCCAGACAAGAUGCCUGUUUGCUCACACUUUGUUCGAGCCACAUGUACUCGUGAUGGUUGCCCUUAUCGCCAUGUAAGAGUCAAUCCCUUUGCACCAAUUUGCUUGGACUUUCUCAGAGGACAUUGUCUUGCAGGAGAAGAGUGCAAGAAACAACAUGUUUUGGUAUGUGAGGAGUUUAGUAGAACAGGUAAGUGUCCAAGAGGUUUGUCCUGUCCACUUUCUCAUCACAGAGGAAGAGGCAAGUUCAGAAAAUCUGUUACUUUAGAACCUGCUGAUGGAGAAAAUAAAAAACAUUUUAGUUUUCUGUACAGAAAGAGAAAGAGAAGUGAAAGUACAGAUGUACUUGGAGAAUUAAAAGUAAAGAGGAGGACAGAAAAGAAAUUUAAAGAAAAUGCAGUCAAAGUUGUCAAACAGAGGUACUUUCAUAUUCCCACACACGGAGAAGAUGAUGAUGAAGAGAAACAAAAAACAGUCUCAGAAUGUACCCAAAGUUAUGGUGUAAAAACAGAGGAAGAAAAUAGAGAGACAAAAUUAUUGAAUAAACAAAAAGAUAACAGUACACCAGUCACCAGCAGUCAGUCAUUUGUUGCUUGUGCCAUUACCCUCCAAGAAAAGCAAAUGCCACACAUACAUGAGAGCAGAGAAGAGUAUGGCAAGACACAAGGAAGUUUGUUUUAUAAUAAAUCCUCAAACACAUUAGACUUGGAGGAAAUUAGGCAACGAAUAUUACAGAAAGUUGACAAAAUUAAAUACUUAUACAGUGCUCAUAAAAACAUUGUAGAUGUACAAACUGACCCACAAAAUUAUGAAAGAUAUAAUGUUAAGAAAGAAACGUAUCUUUCAUUUGAUAAAACAGAUCAGCCAAGUACUGUUGGUAAUAGGGAGGAAAUUCACAAAAUGCAGGGUAAUACAAAAAUACAAAAUAAAGAAAAAAGUCUGUUGGAAUGUGUAGAUAAUGCAACUGACACCACAGAGAGUGACAUGUAUAGAUUACAGAGGGCACCACUUCCACAGAGAUUACCAUCUUAUAUCCCUCUAAGUAUGGAUGAAGAGGCUGAGGAUUUAUGAUGGAACUUUGCUAGCAGUUGGAUAGUAAUGAUAAUUGUAAGACCUAGACUCCUUAUCCCUCUCUCCUCUCCUCUCUCAUUUUUUCCAUAUAGAUAACUGUAUUGUUGUUACAGCUUUACUGCAUUAUCAGGACAACUGUUUGCAUUGAAAAAUAAAUUAAGAAUUAAGCACAUCACUAUAAUUUGCUUAUUAAUAAUUAUUACAGGUGUUUCUGUAAGUAUUAAUGUUUUACAUUCGUAGAUGUGACCAUAUGUUUUGACAAAUGAAAAUAUGUAUAUUCUCAGUUCAGAUGUCUGCUUCAAAUAUACAGUGUGUCUUCAGUAAUUCAUUGGUAGAUAAUGUAGACAGCAUUAUGAGAUAUUCAAGAGUGCCAUCGUGAUAAAAGUUAAAAUCUUAUUAUUUUAAUUUCUAUAUACUGUAUACGUACUAUAUUCCAACUAGAAUUCAUUUGCUCUUUCAUUCCUUUUCUUUCCAAUUCGCUUCUCACUCAUUUUGCUCUAGUAAAGUUUAUGUAUGUCCUUUCCAUUGGUUUAUCUGAUAUCUUGAUUUCUUGUCAUUUUACUCUUUCGUCUUCCCAUUCUGAAUCUAAAGGAAACAUUGUAAUAAGAGGUAAGGACAUAAAAGUUACUAGUACUGUUCAGUUAUUAAAAAAGUAUCAACCCCCUUGUCAUGUGUAACAAUAUGAAACAUUGUGCAAAAACUGUAAACGUGUGAUUGGUUACCAGCGUCAGUUGGUUGUUAUUGCACUUUUUCUAUUCCAUCGACCUUGGUGUAGUCGAUACUUAUUUUACUGACUGACUCAAAGAAAUAAAGUAGUCUUGAGUUUUUUACACAUACUGUACAGUUGCAAUGGGGAAUACCUCGAGGGCUUAAAUUGCCUGUGUUAAUAAUUAUAUAUCUGUGAUAUAGUACCUGUAUGUAUUCAAUGAAUGUCAAGUAAAAGAGAUUGUAAGUAGUUUUAUAAGAAUACUGUAUAUAAUAAAGUACAUGUUUAGUGUUCAACAGAACUUGAAUGAUAAUAACCAAAGCUACUAGAAAUAGUGUGAGGUUAUAAGGAUUUUAGUUAGGUUAUAUAUUUGCUUUAUAAAAAUUUUGGCACCUGGAAAAGAUUUCCGUUAAGGAUAAGAAAGGAAUGUAGUAUAAUGUUGAGAGAUAGGCUGUUUUUAGACGAGUAUGCGUUCAGAGAAUUGUUUUCAGAUUUUCCCCCAUGUCACAAAAGGAGGGGAAUUGGUAUCUUUGAUACGAUAAACUGUUUUGCUAUUCCUUUAUUUUAGUCUUAGUAAGUAACACUACAGGGCCAUUUUAAGGCCUUCCACCACUUGUCAAAUGCUAUAGGGUUGAGUUGUGUAAAGGGACAGCUAUUUACCCAUUUUCUGUUUAUUUUCUCAUGUAAAAGGGCUUCUUACCUACUUUUAUUUUAUUUUUUUUUAUGAGAAAACCGCCUUCCACACGAGCUUACUUCUCAGUGGAAUCACUCGUGUUGUAGUCAAACCAUCAUAUUUCAACAGGUGUGUCUCAGUACUCCUAUAAGAUUCAUCACUUCCAGUUUGUUUAAAUAUUUGAGAAUUUUUUUGUGCAAGAUUAUCCCAUUAGGGGGAAGAGGGAAUUAGAGAUCAAAGCAGAUAUAGAUGAGAAAUGUACAGUGCUUAUAUUUUUGGUGACUACCAUACAAUAUUGGAAACCUACAGUAUUGUGUUACCAGUAUGUCUUUCUGUAUUAUUUUAUUUCCUUUCAGUAAUAUGAGAGGUUUUGCAUAUAAAAAUUACCUUUUGUUCUGAACUUUAUAUAUUGAAUAUCUAGGUUCAGUUCAAUAAUCAUUUUUUAACAUUAUUAUAUAUCAAAGCUGCCUUUGUUUAUUUUAGGGAGUCCUUGCAUAAAUUUCACAGAUUGAUAUGAUUUUGUACUGAAUUUGUAGGUCCUGUCACUAAGUCAGGUUGACGACUUUAAUAUUCACGUGACUUGUGGUCAGGGCACUUGACUUAAGGUGACCUCAUAAUAGCAUCAAGGCUAAAACAGUUGGAAAUAGUGAGGUCAUGAGUUUGGAAGGAAAUAGUCAGUAAUCUUUAUAACAAAACUUUCCUGAUAUAGAUUAUGAUGUAUUUUGUUAUUCGUAAUAUAACUCAUUCCUAUGAUUCAUUCAGACUAAUAUGCAGUAAUUCAUAAUAUACUGUAUUCCUAUAUUAUACACAGUAUUUCAUAUAGAAUUUGUGAUCUAUGGGCGGUUUUUAGCUAUAAUCGUCUUUAUGGGAAUCGUCCAAGUGGGAAGAAAUCGUCCAUCUGAGAAUCAUUUUAGUGACAUGUAAUCACUGUAUUAAUGCUCUAAUAUGUAUUGUGCCAAUCAAUAAAACUAUAACUAUAUACUGUACAGCCUUAUUUCAUUAUAUUUUAUGAAUACAUAUAGGUUGAAAUAUUUGGCUGAAUGUACAUUUAUUGAGGUAAAUAUUAAUUAAUUAUUUAUUAAAGAUAUGGGGUGUAAAGUUCCCUGGACUUUUUUAAUCGGGCUAGCUGCACCUACAAAACAUGAAAGAUUGUAUUGGUCAAAUUUGAGGUUUGGAUCCGACCAUGGUCUGGACUGUUUAGUAGUGAAUAAUGAUAAAGAUGUAAAUGAUAUGAACAAUUGUGUGGCUUUUAACAUGAUUUGUUAGUGUGUAGUAGACAGUAGUGUAUGUUGUCAACUUGUAUGGAAAUAAAUUGGUUAUGAAA
This is a messenger RNA of Homarus americanus (American lobster), 6969 nucleotides long. RefSeq lists its product as uncharacterized. Bases 325 to 4266 code for a protein of 1313 amino acids. The transcript is spliced from 7 exons. Gene Ontology annotation, molecular function: metal ion binding. Gene Ontology annotation, cellular component: nucleus. NCBI's taxonomy places the organism in Eukaryota, Metazoa, Arthropoda, Malacostraca, Decapoda, Nephropidae. The record is from RefSeq and is a predicted model, not a curated record.